This is a messenger RNA of Hevea brasiliensis (rubber tree), 300 nucleotides long. RefSeq names its product DNA-directed RNA polymerase V subunit 7-like. The record is from RefSeq and is a predicted model, not a curated record. The coding region runs from base 1 to 300 and encodes 99 amino acids. Lineage: Eukaryota; Viridiplantae; Streptophyta; Magnoliopsida; Malpighiales; Euphorbiaceae. The transcript is spliced from 2 exons.
AUGUCAGCUGUGGCCAAAACAAUGUCCAGAGCAGUCAAGUUAUCGUCAUUAGUAGCAUUCUUGUCACAAAGGGGAUGCUUUAUUAGAGUUUUACAGUUAAGCCCAAGAGCAGCAAGCAGGUGGAGAGAUUACCAUUAUGUUCCUGAAGAGAAUCUAGUCUUUCUGAAUGACAAGAUGUCAAAGAUUGAAAAAGAUGCGGUGGUAAGAUUCAUUGUUAUUGGAACAAAGUGGCUUGAUUCAGAAAGGGAGUUUCAGGCAUUGGUUAGUUUGGAGGGCGAUUAUCUUGGACCAGUGUCCUAG